Ananas comosus (pineapple) is the source of this 1683-nucleotide messenger RNA. Its product is annotated as premnaspirodiene oxygenase-like. The coding region runs from base 41 to 1555 and encodes 504 amino acids. Lineage: Eukaryota; Viridiplantae; Streptophyta; Magnoliopsida; Poales; Bromeliaceae. The transcript is spliced from 2 exons. Gene Ontology annotation, molecular function: iron ion binding; oxidoreductase activity, acting on paired donors, with incorporation or reduction of molecular oxygen; heme binding. The record is from RefSeq and is a predicted model, not a curated record.
UUGAGGACGACUCAAUAAGCUUCCUCAACCUCCGUGAUCAAUGGAGCUCUCGCUCUCCCCCUUCUUCGUCUUCGUCUACUUCUUCCUCAGCUUGAUCUUCAUUCAACUACUGAUAAGAGUAGUAGCCAAGCCCAAAUCUCAAACCAUAGAGCUAGAGCGACCGUGCCGCGCUCCGAGCCCGUGGAAGCUCCCGGUCAUCGGUCACCUCCACCACCUCGCCCUCGGCGGCGGAGUCCCGCACCGCACGCUCCACGACCUCGCGCGGCGCCACGGGCCCCUCCUCCACCUCCGCCUCGGCGAGGUCGACCACUACGUCGUCUCCUCCCCGGAGCUCGCCCGCGAGGUGCUCACGACCCACGACCUCGCCUUCGCGUCCCGCCCCGCGCUCGCCGCCAGCACCGUCAUGUGCUACGGCAACACCGACAUCGCCUUCUCCCCCUACGGGCCCUACUGGCGCCAACUCCGCAAGAUCUGCGUCGUCGAGCUGCUCUCCGCGAAGCGCGUCCGGGGGUUCGCGGCGCUGCGGGAGGAGGAGAUCGCGAGGGCCCUCAGGGGCAUUUCGUCGAGCGCGUCGCGGGUGAACCUCUCGGAGCGGGUGUACGCGCUCGCGUACGCGAUCACGUCGAGGGCGGCGUUCGGGGCGGAGUGCCGGCACCUGGGGAGGUUCGAGGCGGCGGCGAAGAAGGCGAUCAAGGCGGGGUCGGGGUUCGCGGUGGCUGAUCUCUUUCCGUCGCUAGGGUUUCUCGGGGCGCUCACGGGGACAAGCGCGGGGAUCGAGAGGACGCACCGCGAGCUCGACGGGAUCAUCGAGGAGAUCAUUGGAGAGCACGAGGAGAAGAGGGAGAGGGCGAAGAAGAAGGGAGAAGAGUGUGGAUAUGAUAUUCCCGAGCCCCCUCACCGCGUUUGUGUCCAGGACGUGUUCAUCGCGGGGACGGACACGACGGCGACGACGCUGGCGUGGGCGAUGUCGGAGCUCCUCCGCCACCCCGACGCCAUGGCCAAGGCCCAGUCCGAGCUCCGCCGAUCCCUGCGGGGCGGCGGCGGCGCCGAGCUCCGGGACGAGGACGUCGCCUCCCUCCGCUACACGAAGCUGGUGGUGAAGGAGACGCUGCGCCUCCACCCGCCGCUCCCGCUGCUGCUCCCGCGCCUCGCCCGCGAGCCCCGGCGCGUCGGCGGCCACGAGAUCCCCGCGGGGAGCCGCGUCCUGGUGAGCGCGUGGGCGAUCGGGAGGGACGCGCGGCGUUGGGGCGACGACGCCGAGGCGUUCCGCCCCGAGAGGUUCGACGAGGAAGGGGAAGGGGAAGGGGAAGGGGAGGGGGAGAAGUGGAUGGGGUUCGAGCACUUGGCGUUCGGAGCGGGGAGGAGGAUGUGCCCCGGGAUGGGGUUCGGGAUGGCGAGCGUGGAGGCGGCGCUCGCGAGCCUGCUCUGCUUCUUCGACUGGGAGCUCCCCGAGGGGACGGAGGCUGGGGAUUUGGACAUGGGCGAGUUGGUUGGGGCGGUGGUGGGGAGGAGGUCGGAUCUCUGGGCGGUCGCGAUUCCCUAUCGGCCAAUUUGAACUGCUACUUGUUCUAUUUCAACCUUUCAAAUUAAUUAAGCUAAAUUAAUUUAACUUUGCUUAUUAUAAAAUAAAUGUAAAUUACUAUAUUUGCUGGAAUCAUUAAUUUGUGAUGAUAUAUUCUCUAA